AUGAAGACCGACACGCGCGUGGACAAUGAAAAAUACGGCCUUGCGCCUGGAAGCAAAGUCUGGUGCGCCACGCACCCCGUGCUGCGUCACAAGCUCACCAAGCUGCGCGACGAACGCACCGACAGUCGUAUCUUUCGCCAUUUGCUGCGGGAAGUCACGUUCUACCUCGGGUACGACGCCACGGACGAUCUGGAGACGACGCGCAAGCAGAUCAAAACGCCAAAAGGUGAUCAUCAAGGGGACGAGCUGUCUACGUCGGUGGCGCUUGUGCCCAUCCUUCGAGCGGGACUGGGCAUGGUCGAGCCAAUGCUGGACGUGCUGCCGGAUGCGACGGUACACCACAUUGGAAUGUACCGCAACAAGCAAUCGCUUUUGCCCGUGCAGUACUACAACAAGCUGCCAAAGGAGUGUAAUGUCGACGUUGCGAUCAUCCUGGAGCCAGUCAUUGCUACUGCUGGCACGAUCCUCGCAACGCUGGCUGUUCUAAAGACGUGGGGCGUGGGGAAGAUCAAGAUUGUCAGCACGAUUGCGUCCAAGCAGGGUCUGCAAGAAGUGUGCGAGAAGAAUCCGGACGUGGAGAUCUUCUUGGCGGCCAUUGACGAUGGCCUGAGCGAGGAGGGCUACAUCCUGCCCGGUCUCGGCGACGCGGGUGACCGUGAGUUCCGCACGGACAAGGAGCUCGAGAAGAUUGAGAUUGUGCCCAAGAAGCGGAAACUGUAG
Hyaloperonospora brassicae is the source of this 720-nucleotide messenger RNA. The record is from the annotation of a GenBank genome assembly. Lineage: Eukaryota; Oomycota; Peronosporomycetes; Peronosporales; Peronosporaceae.